AUGACCAUAACCGCAAGCCGGUCUCUAAUCAAGCCCAAGGGCAAGGGGAAGAGCAGCGAGAAUCUGCAUCUCCUCGCCCUCUCGUCCCGUAUCACAGAACUGUCAUACACCAUCUCUGACAUCCAAACGCGCAUCUUCGAAAUCCAAGAGCUGCGGCACAAGUCGCAGUCCUCGGCCGACUCGACGAGCGUUAUCGACCAGUCCCUCUCCAGCCUCGACGAACGACUCGACUCCGUGUCCGCCGGCAUCAAGUCCGUGAACGACACCCUCGAACCGCUCCUCAAGGCCGGGGACAGAACCUCCGUUGCGUCGGGCCAUGUUCCAAGUGAGGAGACACUGUUGCUGCGGAAACACUCCACGAUGCUAUCAGAGUGGGAUGCGUUGCAGAAGGAGAUACAAGUUCUGAGGGAGGAGCUCAAGGAAGACAAGUGGCUCACCGUCUUCAGGACGGUGACAGAUCAGGCGGAUGGAAUGAUGUCCAGUCUGGAGAAGGCUGUAAACCGAUGUCAGGAUUUCAUAUGGAAGGUACAGGGCGCGAUGAUGGAUACAGGACCGCCUUCCGUAUCUUCUCUUCGUUCUGAGAAGUCGCCCGUAAGCUAUGACACGUUCCAAUCACUCCUCGAUUCUUUCGAGGCGAAGAAGAAACACUACAUGCCUGCCACGACGAAAGUCCUGUCAAUCAUCGACAAGGGAGUUCAGGAUCGCGUCACGAAGAACGGUGAAUGCUUGAGAAGACACGCAGAGUCCACCCAGAGAUGGCGCAACCUCAAAGAACGAAUAGCAAGAACAGAUGCCGAGAUGGAUACCGUGCGGCGAAUACUCACUGGCGAAGAUGCCAGCGCCGCUUCCAGCGAGGCCGGCUCCAGCACGUCUGGUACAACGUCAAAGUCUCGACCAAAGAAUGGAUUCCUGCGGACACCCCCAGUAGAGGGGCCCUCGAAAGAGCGUACUCGCAGUUCCAGCACGCUUUCUCGGUCGAUCUCUCCGUUCCGUAAGUUUGCAAAGAGAUUCACUGGUAAUGGAUCAUCCAAGGCUCCCCCCGGACCUAUAACGCCUACAGCACCUUCCAGUCCCCAACGCGUCCCGUCCUCCGAACCCGGGCGGUCGCUUCGACACCGUGCUUCGAUGUUGCACUUCAUGGGCACCGGCAACCAGCCAUUGACACCAGCCACGCCCUCCCACAAGCACUCGCACAGCCUGACGCCCGAGUCGUCUCCAUCCGCGAAGAGGCUCGAGAGGAUGGAGAUGAAUACGACGGUCAAGCGGCCCGCGUGGAACAGUUCCACAAGAGUUCAAGAUGAAGACAAUUCAGGCACAGUCAAGUCGUCCCCACGUCGGCCACGGUCCGACGACAUACCCUCUCGCGUCGCGCAGCUCCAUGGCCUCCUCCCGGCCCUGGUCCCCGUGACGUCUUCCGUAUCAACCGCACAUUCCUCUACCACGCCGUUUUCUAUGUACCGCCCGCCGUCGCGCUCGAAUACGCCUGGCCUCCCCGUUUCCUAUCGUCCGCCGUCGCGCUCGAACACGCCUGGCUUCACUAUGUCUUACCGCUCCCCGUCACGGUCGCAACUCCAGACACCCGGGCACCCCACGGAACACCGUUCACGACCGAAGACGCCGAGCUACAUCCCCACGCCGACCAAGUCCCACUUCCACUUCAUGUCCACAUCGCUCUCCGACAGUUCCCUGGAAGGCGACGACUCCUUCAUGCAGCGCGCCUUCUCGCCCACCCACGCCCGCUCGCACACCCCAGGCGGGAGCGUCAUCGCCGCCCGUCCGCCCAGCCGCUCUAUGAUCCCCAUCCCGAGCGUCCAAGUCAUGUCCGCCUCCCGCCCAGGGACGAGCCUGGACUAUCUCCGCCCCGACAGCUCCAUGUCCUUCCGGGCAUCCGGAGACGGCGCGCGCACACCCGACAUUCUCAAGGCCCUGCGGGCGACGCCGCGGCUGUCCAUGCCGCCGUCGAGCUUCCGUGAGUCCGCGAGCCCGCGCACGCCUGCGGCGAGCUCGCGCCCACCCAGCCGCUCGGGCGCGGGGACGCCUGGCGGGGAGCGCGACGGGAGCGGCGUGCCGGUGCACGAAUACGUCCCGGGGAACCCGCGCGAUCCGCUGGAUAUGGAGAUCGCGAACGUGGUCAACUCCCUGGGGCAUGUGCUCGUCGUCAAGCGCAUCGACCCGCCGCUGCGCGGCACGCCGAAGGAGAACGAGGAGGUCCGCGCGCAGUACUCGUUCACGGGCCCGCUCACGACUAAGAUCGUGAACUGCAAGUUGACGACGCUCUCUAGACCCGGGACGAGUGGUGGGAAGUCGAAGCGGGUGAUGUGUCGUGUCGGAGGAGGUUGGCAAGAUUUGCGCACGUACGUACUGAGUCGCCAGACGUGAAAUGCGGGAUGAGGCAUAGGAGUGCGGUGGAUACCGCAGACGUUCCGCAACAUAUAUCUUUGGUAUAAUCGUCGACAUGUCCAUUUACACUCGUUUUAUGCGUACUCACUCCGUAUGCAUUGAUUCCCUGCAUUGUGGACAUUAUUAAUACAUGGAGGAGGAAAUUGGAACUGAGGACACUACAUAUUGAAGACACAGCAAACAGCCAACAUACCCAGCAAGCAACGAGUAUCACAGCUGAACAAAGUCGACAACAUAAUCUCAGCGCAUUUCCACGUCCAUAAUAUCUGGGUUGAUGAACUGGGAAAGGUCCAUCUGUCGGCCCUCCUUGACCUCUUCCCACAGAGCCUUG
Fomitopsis serialis is the source of this 2731-nucleotide messenger RNA. RefSeq lists its product as uncharacterized. Gene Ontology annotation, biological process: nuclear migration along microtubule; establishment of spindle localization; mitotic spindle orientation checkpoint signaling. The record is from RefSeq and is a predicted model, not a curated record. Gene Ontology annotation, molecular function: microtubule binding. Bases 1 to 2379 code for a protein of 792 amino acids. The transcript has 8 exons. Gene Ontology annotation, cellular component: mating projection tip; spindle pole body; cell cortex. NCBI's taxonomy places the organism in Eukaryota, Fungi, Basidiomycota, Agaricomycetes, Polyporales, Fomitopsidaceae.